Xiphophorus hellerii (green swordtail) is the source of this 4205-nucleotide messenger RNA. It is a transcript of the gene fbxo11a, whose product is annotated as F-box protein 11a. The transcript is spliced from 22 exons. Gene Ontology annotation, molecular function: protein binding; zinc ion binding. Gene Ontology annotation, biological process: ubiquitin-dependent protein catabolic process; regulation of apoptotic process. Lineage: Eukaryota; Metazoa; Chordata; Actinopteri; Cyprinodontiformes; Poeciliidae. The coding region runs from base 199 to 2841 and encodes 880 amino acids. The record is from RefSeq and is a predicted model, not a curated record.
UCCUGCUCCAGAGAAACGGGGCCAGACGUAACACCAGUGCGGGCGAACGGGGAGCAGCACAGCGAUACGGUCCUCUCGAGCCGCGGUGAAAGAUGGCAGCUCGUCAAAUGCUUAACAAAAAGAAAUAGACGGCGUGUUCGGCGUCGCCUCUUCUGCCGUGAAAGCUUCGACAUUUUCUCAAGAUUACCAACACCCCAAAUGAACUCCGUCAGAGCAAGUAACGUUAGCAGAAGACCUAGGCGAGUAUCAAGGCCGCGCCCGGUGCAGCCGGAUAGGAACCACCAGGAAAGAGAUGAGGACAUUCCUGCAGAAAUGGUUGCAGAAGAAUCCGGUCCAGGAGCUCAAAAUAGUCCCUACCAGCUUAGAAGAAAGUCUCUACCCAAGAGAACGGUGUGUCCCACAAAGACAAACAUGGAGGGUGCCUCCACUUCAACAACAGAAAACUUUGGACACCGACCUAAGCGUCCCAGAGUUUCAGGAAAGUGUCCAGAUUUACCAGCUGCUCCAGCAGAACAGUAUUUGCAGGAGAAGCUUCCAGAUGAGGUGGUGCUGAAGAUCUUCUCGUACCUGUUGGAGCAGGACUUGUGCCGUGCAGCUUGUGUGUGCAAGCGCUUUAGUGAGCUGGCCAACGACCCCAUCCUCUGGAAGCGAUUGUACAUGGAGGUUUUCGAAUACACUCGACCUAUGAUGCACCCAGAGGCAGGAAAGUUUUACCAGAUAAAUCCAGAAGAGUAUGAACAGCCAAACCCGUGGAAAGAGAGUUUUCAGCAGCUGUAUAAAGGCGCCCACGUUAAGCCAGGCUUUGCAGAACACUUCUACAGUAAUCCUGCCAGAUACAAAGGAAGAGAUAACAUGUUUUAUUAUGACACCAUAGAAGACGCUCUGGGAGGCGGUCAGGAGCCUCACUUUGACGGCUUGAUAUUUGUCCACUCUGGUAUUUACACGGAUGAGUGGAUCUAUAUUGAAUCGCCGAUCACAAUGAUUGGAGCUGCUCCUGGAAAGGUUGCAGAGAAAGUCAUCAUAGAGAACACCAGAGACUCCACUUUUGUUUUCAUGGAGGGCUCAGAGGAUGCUUAUGUUGGAUUUAUGACUAUCAGGUUCAACCCUGAUGAUAAAUCCGCCCAGCACCACAAUGCGCACCACUGCUUGGAGAUUACAGUGAACUGCAGCCCCAUCAUCGACCACUGCAUCAUCCGUAGCACAUGCACAGUUGGGUCCGCCGUGUGUGUCAGUGGUCAGGGGGCUUGUCCCACAAUAAAGCACUGCAACAUCAGUGACUGUGAAAAUGUUGGCCUUUACAUCACUGAUCAUGCACAGGGCAUUUACGAGGACAAUGAGAUUUCAAACAACGCUCUGGCGGGGAUUUGGGUGAAGAACCACGGCAACCCAAUCAUCAGAAGGAAUCACAUCCAUCAUGGCAGAGACGUCGGCGUCUUCACGUUUGAUCACGGCAUGGGUUACUUUGAGAGCUGCAACAUCCAUAGGAACCGAAUUGCUGGCUUCGAAGUGAAGGCGUACGCCAACCCCACAGUGGUUCGUUGUGAAAUCCACCACGGUCAGACUGGUGGCAUCUAUGUGCAUGAAAAGGGCCGCGGACAGUUCAUUGAAAACAAGAUCUAUGCAAAUAACUUUGCAGGCGUGUGGAUAACCUCAAACAGCGACCCCACUAUAAGGGGUAACGCCAUCUUUAAUGGCAACCAAGGUGGCGUUUACAUUUUUGGUGAUGGCCGAGGCCUCAUUGAAGGCAACGACAUCUAUGGCAACGCCCUGGCAGGAAUCCAGAUCAGGACAAACAGCUGUCCUAUUGUGCGACAUAACAAGAUCCAUGAUGGUCAACAUGGUGGCAUAUAUGUGCAUGAAAAAGGACAGGGAGUCAUAGAGGAGAACGAGGUGUACAGUAACACUCUGGCGGGAGUGUGGGUGACGACAGGCAGUAUGCCAGUACUGAGGAGGAACAGGAUACACAGCGGGAAGCAGGUUGGGGUUUACUUCUACGACAAUGGCCAUGGUGUGCUGGAGGACAAUGACAUCUACAAUCACAUGUACUCUGGGGUUCAAAUAAGAACUGGCAGCAAUCCCAAAAUCAGACGGAACAAGAUCUGGGGCGGCCAAAAUGGAGGCAUUUUGGUUUACAACUCAGGCUUGGGAUUCAUUGAGGACAAUGAGAUCUUUGACAAUGCAAUGGCGGGAGUGUGGAUCAAAACGGACAGCAACCCCACGCUGCGGAGGAAUAAGAUCCAUGACGGGAGAGACGGAGGGAUCUGUAUAUUCAAUGGAGGACGAGGUUUGCUAGAAGAGAAUGACAUCUUCAGAAAUGCCCAAGCAGGUGUUCUCAUUAGCACCAACAGUCACCCCACACUGAGGAAAAACAGGAUAUUUGACGGCUUCGCUGCAGGUAUUGAGAUAACCAACCACGCUACAGCGACCUUAGAAGGCAAUCAGAUCUUCAACAAUCGUUUUGGGGGCUUGUUCCUGGCAUCUGGUGUCAAUGUUACAAUGAAAGAUAAUAAAAUACAGAACAAUCAAGAUGCCAUUGAAAAGGCUGUGAGCAGAGGUCAGUGCCUGUACAAGAUUUCAAGUUACACCAGCUACCCAAUGCACGAUUUUUACAGGUGUCACACCUGCAACACAACAGACCGCAACGCCAUUUGUGUGAACUGUAUUAAGAAGUGUCACCAAGGACACGACGUGGAGUUCAUCAGACAUGAUAGAUUUUUCUGCGACUGCGGCGCGGGGACGCUGUCGAAUCCAUGCACGUUAGCUGGGGAGCCGACUCAUGACACAGACACGUUGUACGACUCGGCUCCUCCUAUAGAGUCCAACACGCUGCAGCACAACUGAGCUCCAGAUCUGAGGACCCUUUGUGCCUCGGCUCGAUUGAACACACAGACACUUUUAGUUGUGCAGCAGAAGGGAAGCCUGAACUAAGUAACAGAUUCACUUUGACAGAGCAAAUACAGCUUACAAAAAAAACAACAAAAAAACACUUGGGACAUGAAAAUGCUUAAAGAUGUUUAGAGAAAAAAAAAAAGAAGUCUUGAUGAUGGAUGCCUUGCUUUUUGUUAAAGAAAAAAAAAAAGACACCAGUGGAUCAGAGGAGAGCAGCUGACUCAGGGUUUGUGGGUUGAACUGGUGAGACGGACAAAAGCCACCUUCGCUCAUCUUCCUUAAAAAAGCGCAAGAACAAGAUACUUCGGUGAUGUACAGAUCCAGAGAGUUCUCGUCAGAGGAAAAGGUCCCACUUCCGAUGCUUCCACCACUUGGGCGACCGAUGUUCUUGUUUGUAACGUACGGGGUAAAAAAAAAAAAAAAAAAAAAAACUAAACAAAAAAACCCUGCAGCACUUCAGCUUUUUUUUCCUUUAAGACAACUGAUGAGAUUUGAUUUUAUCCUUUUGUGUAGUUUUGUAUUUUCAUGCAAAAAUCUUACUGUACUUGAAUGUCUUUAUUUUAUUAAAUUUUUUUUUUUUUUUUUGGUUAUUCCCCAGAAUUGCUGUAAUUAUAUUCAUGUCGCAGUAUCUAACUUCUUUCUGUGAAAGAGACCAGAGAAAAGAGGAAAACACUAAACAUUUUCUCCAGCAAUGUUGACUUAGGUUUUUUUUUGUGCAACACAGAAAAUCUGAUGCUGAAAUGUGCUUUGACAAGACCGCUAGAACCUGCUUUAAGUAUUCUAUGCAUAUCGUUUAUUUUCCAUGUUGGUUUGCUAAACAUGCAUUUUUAGAAGCAUGAAACUUAAUCCAAAGCAACCUUUUUUUACAACCAAGUAAAAGUGAAACAAUUACUGAUGUGAGAGUAUAAUUACACAUCUGAUGGGAAAUUAUCCAAGUCCUGUUUGUUUACAUCUCAUCCUGUUUUAAAGUGUUGUUUCAUUGUCUUUAAUAUCAGAUGCUUGACUGUUUUCACAUUCACAAAAUUAAAAGCAAAAUUUGUCUUGUAAAAGCAUAAUUCUUAGGAUUUUUCUGUUUCCAAUGUUGCUGGAGAAUCGAACAGCUUUUGCUCUACAGAAGCUGAGACAAGUACCUAUUUACAGCGCUUUAUGGUUUCAUCGCCUCCCCCCCCUCCUUCCAUCCAUGUGUACUGGUGAUUGUGGAUUUCUCAUACAGACUGAAAAUGUAUGCAUGUAUCAUAACAUCUAGACUUAAUAUAUUGUGAAGUAUUCAAUAACCGUUAUGUAGGCGCUAGUGUGAAUUAAAAGGGUUUAAUUUC